Messenger RNA from Paramuricea clavata, 675 nucleotides. The record is from the annotation of a GenBank genome assembly. NCBI's taxonomy places the organism in Eukaryota, Metazoa, Cnidaria, Anthozoa, Malacalcyonacea, Plexauridae.
GUGGAAUUAUCCAACAUCAUUGUACAGACAGUGUUAUCGAUCAUGCUGUUAUUAUCGAAGGCUUUGAUAUGUCAGGUAUGUAUAUUUGCAGAAUUACGUUUUCCAGAAUUUACGUGUCUUAGUCUCCUUCGCAGCCUGUUCGCGGGUGCGAUGUUUUCUCCCCACUCUCGCACCCGCGAACAGGCUGCGAAGGAGACUACUAUGGCCUAUGCAUGCUAAAAUAAUUAUUAAAUCUAUUUUCACAAUUAUUUUACCCACUCACAAUGACGAGCGCAUUAUUUGAAGAAAGUUGCAUAAUUAUAAAGAACAAAGUUGAGUGCAUGCAAUUGGUAAUUUUUUCAUUUUUCAAUAUACCUCAAUCAUGCAUGUUCUAUAUUUGAAGGUGAGAUUCCAUAUUGGAUUGUUCGUAACUCUUGGGGAACUGACUUUGGGCUUGACGGCUAUUUGUAUAUAAAAAUGAAUGAGAAUAUAUGUGGUAAGUAACAUGUUUCCAUGCAAUGACAAUGUUUUCUGGUUUGGAAUUAAGUAACUCAUACAUGCAGUAUAACUGAUCUUUUAUGCCUAGUAUUCUUGCUUGCACGCAUGUACUGUUGUGAUAUUGCUAAAAUACCAUUGUCUGGUUCAUUGUUAACGUUUGCAGGUAUUGCUGAAAGGGUAUCGUAUGUGAGAAUAUGA